Messenger RNA from Dama dama (fallow deer), 1749 nucleotides. It is a transcript of the gene ZNF630, whose product is annotated as zinc finger protein 630. Gene Ontology annotation, biological process: negative regulation of transcription by RNA polymerase II. Gene Ontology annotation, molecular function: DNA-binding transcription repressor activity, RNA polymerase II-specific. NCBI's taxonomy places the organism in Eukaryota, Metazoa, Chordata, Mammalia, Artiodactyla, Cervidae. The record is from RefSeq and is a predicted model, not a curated record.
AUGCUGGAGAUCUACAGCCACCUGGUAUCUGUGGGUAGAGAGAAGAGCUCUGAUUCUUGUCAGCAGAUCAUUUCUGGGGAACUUUCAGUUCAAAUGGAGAUACUGGAAAGAGCCCCAAAGGAUAAUUCAUUGUACUCUGUCUUUAAAGUCUGGAAUAUUGAUGGUCAGCUAGAUAGAUAACAAGGAAACCAAGGCAGGGUUUUGAGGCAGAUCAUAGUCUUCACCCAUGAAACAAUGACCAAGAAGAGAGGCCCUAAAUGUAAUGUAUUUGGAAAAAUAUUCAGUGGAUGCAUAGACUUUGAUCCUUCAAGUAAAACACUCCAUUACUUUGAUUCAUGUGAAAAGAGCUUGAAAUCUAGUUUAGACUCGCUAACUUGUAAUAGGAGCUAUAUAAGAAAGAACCCCAUUGAGAAAUUUGGAUGUGGGAAACCACCUAGCUAUAGUUCUUCCUGUUCUGUGCCUGAGAAAAUUCACAUUGGAAUGAAAUCCCAUGCACAAAGUUAACGUGAAAAAGUUAUAAAUCAUAAGCAAGCCCAUAUUCAGUAUAAUUCAAGUUGGGAGAAACACAAUGUUUGUAGUGUGUGUGGGAAGGGCUUUAUUAAGAAGUCGCAGCUUGUUAUACAUCAAAGAGUUCAUACUGCAGAGAAACUGUAUGUAUGUGGAGAUUGUGGAAAAGCCUUCAGUGAGAAAUCACACCUCAUUGUGCAUCAGAGGAUUCACACUGGGGAGAAAUCCUAUGAAUGUACUGAGUGUGGGAAGGCCUUCUCCCAGAAGUCACUCUUUAUUGUUCAUCAGAGAGUCCACACUGGAGAGAAAACUUAUGAACGUUUGGAGUGUCAAAAGGCCUUCUCCCAGAAGACACAUCUCAUUAUACAUCAGCGAGUUCAUACCAGAGAGAAGCCCUUUGGAUUCAGUGAGUGUGGUAAAGCCUUCUGUGAGAAAUCUCAUCUUUUUAUACACUAGAUAACUCAUACUGAGGAGAAACCUUAUGAAAGUACUAAAUGUGGGAAGACCUUCCCUCGGAAACAGCUUGUCAUCCAUCAGAGAAUGCAUACUGGAGAGAAACCCUGUAAGUGCAGUGAAUAUGGGAAAACUUCUGGCCAGCAGUCCCACCUAAUAGGACACUGAAGAAUUCAUACAGGAGAGAAACCUUAUAUAUGUACUGACUAUGGGAAGGCUUUUUCCCGGAAGUCACACCUCUCUUAACACCAAAGGCUUCAUACUGGAGAGAAACCUUAUGCAUGUACAGAAUGUGGAAAAGCCUUCUCUCAGAAGUCACCUCUUAUUAUAUGCCAGAGAAUUCAUACAGGAGAGAAACUGUAUGAGCGUAGUGAAUGUGGCAAAACAUUUUCCCAGAAAGCACCCCUCAUUAUUCAUCAGAUAAUUCACACUGGGGAGAAGGCCUAUGAGUGUACUGAGUGUGGAAGGAUCUUUUCCCUGAAGUCACAUCUUAUUUUACAUCAGAGAGCUCAUACUGGAGAGAAGCCAUAUGAAUCUAAUGAAUGUGGAAAGGCCUUCUGUGAGAAGUCUCCGCUAGUUGUACAUCAGAGAAUCCAUACUAGGGAGAAACCUUCCAAAUCUGCUGAGUAUGUGAUAACUUUUUCCCUGAAAUCACAGAUGAUCACAUACCAGAGAACGCACACAUGGGAGAGACACUCCAAAUACAGUGACUAUGGGAAGGUCUUCUGCCAGCAGAUAUACCUCACUGGACAUCAGAAUCCAUGUAAGAUAGAAACCUUAUAUGCAUAG